Molecule: messenger RNA, 2802 nt
Organism: Fonsecaea erecta
Lineage: Eukaryota; Fungi; Ascomycota; Eurotiomycetes; Chaetothyriales; Herpotrichiellaceae
Exons: 4
Coding region: 1-2802 (933 amino acids)
Biological process (GO): peptidoglycan turnover; carbohydrate metabolic process
Molecular function (GO): acyltransferase activity, transferring groups other than amino-acyl groups; hydrolase activity, hydrolyzing O-glycosyl compounds
Source: RefSeq, a predicted model, not a curated record
AUGGCUGUGGCCACUACCAAUGGGGAUCUGCCCGGCCGGUGGGACGAAUCGAGACAGCUCGGCCAGCUGUUCAUGAUGGGCUUUGAUGGCACCUCCGUCACUGAUCAGGUCAAGGUCUUGAUUGAGAAAUAUCACGUAGGCUCCAUAUUGCUCAAGGCCCAAAACCUCAAAUCUGCUGAACAGGCGACCCGACUCGUGCUUGAUCUUCAGACUCUUGCGCGUCAGGCCGGUCAUCCGGUUCCCCUCUUGAUCGCUCUCGAUCAGGAAAAUGGCGGCGUCAACAGCCUGUACGAUGAGGUUUAUAUUCGUCAAUUUCCCAGUGCGAUGGGCCUGGCUGCUUCCGGCUCGAAGAAAUUGGCAAAGGAUAUCGCCCGAGCGACCGCUCAAGAGUUAAAUUCGUGUGGCAUUAAUUGGAUCCUAGGGCCGGUGCUGGAUGUCCUGACCAACGCCAGAAAUCAGCCUCUCGGCGUUCGGUCCGUAGGCGAUGACCCUCAUGAAGUCUCAGCAUUUGGCGUUGAAUGCAUCAAAGGUUACCAAGAAGGUGGAGUCGCGACCUGCGGCAAACAUUUCCCUUCCUAUGGUAAUCUGGAGUUCUUCGGUGUCCCGGAUGACGUGCCCACGAUCACAGACUCGUUGGAGAACCUGAGCCAGAGUGCUUUGGUCCCCUUCCGUGCGGCGAUUGCCCAUGGCGUUGAUUCGAUGAUGGUCGGUGGCGUUGCCAUGGCGUCCUCUCAAGUCAAUGUCAUGCACGCCUGUCUGUCGGAGCAGAUCGUCCGAGAUCUGUUGCGCCACGAAAUGCGCUUUGAGGGCGUCGUCGUGUCUGAGUGCCUGGAGAUGGAGGCCCUGAGCCGCAACAUCGGCAUCAGUGGUGGGACAGUCAUGGCCUUCAAGGCCGGCUGUGACCUGAUCCUGACGUGCCGCACUCUGUCAGUCCAAGAAGACGCCAUUAACGGUCUGACCGCUGGAUUGGAUAAUGGCAUGAUUGAAAGGUACCGAGUGCAAGAGUCGGUACAGAGAAUCCUCAACAUGAAGAGAAAAUAUACGUCCUGGGAAAAGGCAUUUGCGCCAGCCGGGAUCGAGAAUCUCGCACGAUUGCAACCGCUUCACACAAGCCUCUCAACCACAGCUUAUAACAAAUCAAUUACCGUGGUUCGAGACCAGAAACAUUAUCUGCCGUUGUCGAGAGUCAUUAACCCCGAUGAAGAGCUUCUCCUUCUUACGCCCUUGGUCAAGCCACUACCCGCCUCCGCUUUAUUCCAUCUCUUACAAAGCGAGGCGUCGACAGUUCCCCAUCUAGGGCGAAGUCCCAGCAUCGAUACGAAUACGUCGAUCAUGAGUGGAGAGCAAGUCUUCCGAGAACUUGGUCGGACGCUCGCCCGGUAUCGCAACGGCAAAAUCUCCCACACUUCAUAUACUGCAAAUGGAGUGAGACCUCUGCACGAAAAUCUCCUGAACCGAGCUCGGGGCGUCGUGGUCGUCACGGCCGAUGCGGGUCGAAAUAUGUAUCAAAAUGCAUUUGCCAAACACAUCUCAAUGUUGUGCAAGUUGGCGGUCGGUGCGGAUGGCAGCCCACGAGAAAAGCCCUGUGUUGUGGUCGCCGUCAGUUCCCCAUUCGACUUUGCAUCGGACACAUCGAUCGGAACGUACGUGUGUACCUAUGAUUUCACCGAGACUGCUAUGCAGGCGUUGGUCCAGGUGCUUUACGGUGAGCUCACUCCGUCGGGAGUGUUGCCGGGCUCGUAUAGCCAGAAGCCUCAGACCAGUCACACCAGACAGCAGUGGCUCGUGGAAAGCUUCAGCGAGGAUCGGGACUCGGCGGCACUAGACGCGCUCAUCAUCCAAGCCCAAAAUGAACCUUCGGUCCACGCUGUUGCGCUGAAAAAAGCCGUAACCAGCACGUUUCUCCUUCGCGAUCCCGAUGUGGAGGAGGCGCAUUUCGUGGUCAGAAACAGCAGCACCAAAGAGUUGUUUGGUUUCUGCACCACAUAUUAUUUCAAGAACAGUGGCGUCGGGUAUAUCGGCGCGAUCAUUGUGGACCCUGCGCGCCGCCGUCUAUCCAUCGGCCACUCUCUCCAUGACCGUGCUGUGCGAGCAUUACUUCAGAAGAAAGGCAUCACCAAAUUCCAGCUUGGGGUCAGGUUUCCACAUGUGUAUCUGGGGAUCCCUAAACUGGAUCCGCUGGAAUACAAGCGCCUGCGCCAAUGGUUUGCCAAACUCGGGUGGAAUGUUUCGCUUUCAACACCUGUCGCAACAAUGAUGAUUCGUGAUCUGUCAACUUGGACAGCGCCUGACGGACUAGCUCAGGCAUUGACAAAUCCAGAGGUCAAAUACGAUCUGGUCCACGGAGCCGAAUACACCGAGGUGAUGAUGGACCAUCUCACAAGAUGUGCCCGGACAGAUGUUCGAGGCGUCUACCAGAUGGCCCUGGGGAAUAAGGAAGGCUGUGGGAUCAUUCGAGCCAAAAGGGCUUCUGACCAGUCUAUUCUGGGAAGCAUCCUGAUGUGCCGAGCCGAGUCCAAGAUUGCCCGCCAUAUCCCGUCGCUGUACAAACAAGUUGGAACGGCGUGCCUGUCGUCCCCCGUCAUUUCGACCAUGCACAGCGAUCGAGUCUCGCUGUUCCAAGGCCUAGUCCUUCUGGGGAUACGUCAGGUCAAGAAACAAGGCUUGCGGACUCUCCUGCUAGAUUAUAUCCGCGAAGAUGCUUCAAUGAAUGGCCUGAAGGCUUUGGGCUUUACCAUCAGCAAUAGUUUUGAAGAGAUCUCGAGCGAUCCGGUCCACUGGACAAUGAUGUCCGCAACAUGA